GCAGCAUACAGAAAUCGUCACUCAAUCCUUAGACUGGAACAGGCAACUUAGAACACACAACACAACAGACACACACUUCCUUAUCGUGUGCCAAUUUGAUUCACUGCCAUUAUCGAAAUGGCUUUUAUGUCGCGACGUAAUCCUAAAGGAAAAUUGGUGCAGCGGAAAUUGCUGUCCGGCAGUCCUGCAAGUGGACCCGGAAACCCAAUGCCCGAGUGGCGCGACCUAAGCAAAUCGGAUGAAGGAUUGACCGAUCAAAUACUUGUGGCAGGCAUAGACACAGACUCCACCGAGAGCACCAAGCAGAAGAAGGAUCGUCAAAGGCAGCUGAACUAUGAUGCGUGGGUGCAGCUCAAGGACAAGGAGAAGAAACAGAAGAUUCUGGCCGAAAGACGUGAAAGUGAGAGACUCGAAAGGGCAAACAAAGAGCGCAUGGAGGAGUCCCACAGGAUGGUCGGAGAGUGGAACCUUAAGAAGGAGCAGCAGAUCCACGAGGAGCGACACAAGAAGCCUUUUGUCAUCCCCCAGAAGUACAGGGCCACCUAUGUGAGAUGUCCACGGGAGACUCCAGAGGAGCGCAGAGAGCGCAUUCAGGCAUUGGCGCGCCUCAAUCACAUCAAGGCGCAGCGCCUUGCUCGCCAGCGUGAGGAGCAGGAGAAGCUUCAGGAGCGUCGUUAGAUGGCAGAGGGAGCCUUUUCCAACCAGAUGAAGAACGUGCAGAACCGCCACAAGAGGCUUCCUCCGCGACACACAACCCAAAAAGAAAUAUUUUUACAUUAUUUGAAAUAGUUUUUUGAUGCUGCAUCAUUGGUGUUCCUGCCACUAAUCCAAUCAAGAGGAAACGCCACUAAUAUUGUCCUCAUCUGUUCAAUCCAUCAAAUAUUCCUCCGACCUUUCUCAAGAUUUUGUGGACAAUCUAUGAGGUGGAAGACGACAUUCCAUCACAGAAUGAAAGACGUUCUGGACAUGCAAGAAACAUUUCAAGACGCCCUCCCCUGUGUCUUUAUUUUUC
Molecule: messenger RNA, 1012 nt
Organism: Drosophila guanche
Lineage: Eukaryota; Metazoa; Arthropoda; Insecta; Diptera; Drosophilidae
Product: ensconsin-like
Exons: 2
Coding region: 118-678 (186 amino acids)
Source: RefSeq, a predicted model, not a curated record